Messenger RNA from Sphenostylis stenocarpa, 204 nucleotides. The record is from the annotation of a GenBank genome assembly. NCBI's taxonomy places the organism in Eukaryota, Viridiplantae, Streptophyta, Magnoliopsida, Fabales, Fabaceae.
AUGCAGGGGCAGACGAUCGUCUGGUGUAGUUGGACGACCAUCUGCCCCCAACGACCACUCAUGGACGACCGUCUACCCCCAACGAAUACCUUUGGACGACCAUCUGCUCCGAGUGGACGGCCAUCUGGUCCCAACGGACACCCUUGGACGGCCGGCUGGCUAGGUGGACAGUCAUCCGCUUCCCUUUGUUUAGGCUUAGAUUAA